This is a messenger RNA of Centruroides sculpturatus (bark scorpion), 777 nucleotides long. RefSeq lists its product as uncharacterized. Bases 1 to 777 code for a protein of 258 amino acids. Gene Ontology annotation, molecular function: nucleic acid binding; zinc ion binding. The transcript has a single exon. Lineage: Eukaryota; Metazoa; Arthropoda; Arachnida; Scorpiones; Buthidae. The record is from RefSeq and is a predicted model, not a curated record.
AUGGAAGUCACUGUCACCCCACACGGAAGUCUAAACUCAUCACGUGGGGUGAUAAUCGAGAUUGAUCUGAUGUCUGAAGACGAAUCAGAUAUACAGAUCAGUCUUUCAGAUCAAGGAGUCAUUGCUGUACGACGCACUUUCAUUUGUCGUGAUGGCAAGUUGAUACCAACUAAACAUCUCAUUCUUACUUUCAGAAAGCCAACAUUACCAUCAUUUGUUACUGCAGGAUAUCUGCGCUGUUCGGUUCGUCCGUACAUUCCAAAUCCGCUGCGUUGCUUUAAAUGCCAGCGAUUUGGACAUUCCCAAACAUCAUGUCGAGGCAAAAGUUUAUGUGCACAGUGUGGAGUUGAAGGCCACCAGGGUACUGAGUGCACAACCACUCCAUGCUGUGUCAACUGCAAAGAGGCCCAUACUGCCUACUCCCGAAAAUGUCCCACGUGGCAAAGAGAGAAAGAGAUUCAGCGGGUAAAGACGGUGAAUAAUAUACCUUACCCAGAGGGACGACGCAUGGUCACUUUAAAUUUACCAGUGAAACAGAAGACAUUUGCUGCUGUUCUGAAAUACGCAAAGACAUGUGGAGUUCAGACAGACAUUUCUGUUUCACCAAAUGAAUCUCUAACUCGCCAUGAAAAAUGUUUGCUAAUACCAUCUACCCGAACAGCAGAAAAGGAGAGCAAGAAGACCAAAACACCCCUACCUAAAACAGGGGUAGCAGCCUUCUUAGAAACGUGGGUUCUAAGAAGGCUGCUAAGAACCCGCUCAACAAACAAAAAUUAA